UCAGGAGCCGCUAGGCGGCAGCAGCACGUCGUAGUUGUGCAUAUAACCGCGAAGAAGCAGCGCUCGUAACCAAAACAAACACAAACUUGCCAGCGAGUAUGCUCAAAAGAAGACGGAAUUCACUACCGUCGCAUUGGGAACGAGGGUAAAUGACAGACAACAACUUAAACACACAUUCCAGGGAGACUUUUGAAUGUCCGUCGCGGUGUGUCGAUGCUUAGAAGUGGCAUUUCUGUGGCUGCUUCGGUCUGCUUUUGCGAGCUGUUGAGCUUCCCCGGCUAGAGAAAGUUGCUUCAACAUGGCCAUAUUUGGAUCUUUCCGAGCCGGCGAGAUGUAAACAAUAUUCUCUAAAUCGACCUCUUUUCGACAUGUCUUCGGAGCCGAACGUUGCCAUAGUGACGGAGGACAAAACCUACGCGGUGAGCAAGAGGAAGCUGAUCGAGAAGAGCGACUACUUCCGCGCUCUGUACAACUCGGGGAUGAGGGAGUCCACGGAGGACUCGGUGCAGCUGCAGGGCCUCAGCGCCCCCGGCCUGGAGCUGGUGCUGGAGUUCAUCGACACCUCCAAAGUGGAGCUCGCCAACGAGACCCUGGAGGACCUGAUCGAGGCCGCCUCCUUCCUGCAGGUCACCUCCAUCCUCAAGCCGCUGACGGCCGAGAUCCGGCCGGACAACUGCGUGGAGCUCUACGGCUUGGCGGAAGUCUACGGAACCCACGAGUUGAGUGCCGCCUGCCUAAAGUUCAUGAGCUGCUACUACCAUCCCAUGAUGAGGCGACCCGAGUUCUACCGCCUUCCCGCCGCCGUAAGGGAGCGGGCGAGGGAGACGCGGAUGAACGGCGCCGCCGCCCUGGUGAUCAUCAGGGCCUCGGGCGGCCCGGACGCGCCCGAUCGGGACCAGGCCUGGUCUAUGCUGAGAUACGGCGAGGCCGAUCAGCGCUGGAAGCCUCUGGCCAACAACCUGCCGGCCGACCUGAUCAACGUGCGGGGGUACGGCUCGGCCGUGCUGGACAACUACCUCUUCGUGGUCGGGGGCUGGCGCGCCAGCAGCCAGGAGAUCUCGGCCGCGCAUUGCUACAACCCUUGCGGGAACGAGUGGAUCCAGGUGGCGCCGCUCAACCAGAAAAGGUCCAACUUCAAGCUUCUGGCCGCGCAGGGGAAGCUGUACGCCGUGGGGGGCCAGUGUCUCGGUACGGUGGAGUGCUACAGCCCCGAGAACGACUUCUGGACCUGCGUGUCCUCCAUGCCCGACCCGUUGGUGGAGUUCUCGGCCUGCGAGUGCCAGGGGAUGAUCUACGUCAUGGGGGGUUACACGGCGAGAGCUCGAAACACCGACCUCCUGCGCUACUGCCCCGCGGCCGACGCCUGGACGGCAUUCCGCCCGUGCGUGCCGCACGUGCGCAAGCAGCAGAUGCUGUCGGUGGAGGACACCAUCUACCUGGUGGGGGGCUACACGCGCGAGCCGGAGCACGCCGGCGAGACGGAGGACGCUCUGACCGUGCAGUCGUACAACGUGACCACCGGCGAGUGGCUGCGCCUGAAGGAAAAGGCGUCCAAGUCGGGCUUGAACCUGACGUGCGCGCUGCACAACGAAGGCAUUUACAUCAUGAGCCGCGACGUGGGCUUGAGCACCAGCGCCGCGCAUCGCGUCUUCCUCAAAUACGACAUUUUCUCCGACGCUUGGGACUCUUUUAGGCUCCUGCGUUCUUUUGGACACAACAUGCUGCUCUGCUCGCUUUAUUUCCCCAAUGUGCUCUGAUAGAAGACUGCCGGGCGAGUUCUUAGGCUUAACUGAGCAGGCCGACACUUUGUACUUCACACUCACUCCAGCUUUUGCUAACUUUUGUUAUGUUUCGAACACCCAAUACUUAAACUGUGGAUGAAUAUAAGGCCAAAAUGGUCACAACUGUAAUAAUGGUCAAUAACUCAAAUACUGCCCAUAUUCACUAUCAUCCUUAAAAAGAAUUUCCAUGAUGGGGGAAAAAAAAACAUUUGAUCGCAUGUGCCUUCCUCAUAAUGAACCUGAACCCACAAAAAGCACUAUAUGUCCAAAACUACUGUUUUUUGUUUAUUAAUUUUUGUCUAGAAACCAAGGUGCUCUUCAUUCCUCAGAAUUUUGGGGUAAAUGCUUCAAAAUGUCUGAUUUGAGCUUUGAAGUCUGCUUGUUCAUCAUAAAAAUACUUAGACGCACUAACAAUAAUAAUUUGCAACCUGCUCUUUGGAAAGUAAGGAAUAUUUGAUUUGAAAUAAACUCAUUGGCCGCCAUUGCUGAUGGACAGCUAUUCAGAAGUUGACCCCUGAAAGAUGAAUUGACCAUUUUCAGUCAAAAAAUGAGCAAUUAUAUAUUUUCCCCCCAUAUUUUAAUAAUUGUAUAUAAAACCAAAUGGAUUGGACAUCAAUCGCCGUCAAUGGCACUGACAUGUGACACUUGAGCUUGAAAAAAGUCAUUGCGAAAUCUGCUUGUAAUGUGGCCAGUUAGCCAACAGAGGGUGACAAAUACCACCAAUGAAUCCAAUUGAAUGUAACCUUCUCAAGGACUCAAGAAUUCAUCAAAAAAUCACACUGAUGUCAUCUAAAAAAGCAUCCGAGUGUCAACACAGACAUUUAACCGGAAAAGAAAUCGGCGUGACAGGUUUGAACGAUCGACGCGCCGGGGCUGCGUGAGGUCGCGCACGCCUCCGCGCCGGGGCUCAUCGACGGGCGUCCGCCAGUGAACCAACGCGGGAUCUCGGUCGGCGUCUGACCGGAGGAGG
Corythoichthys intestinalis (scribbled pipefish) is the source of this 2751-nucleotide messenger RNA. RefSeq names its product kelch-like family, member 42 (gene klhl42). The transcript has 3 exons. The coding region runs from base 369 to 1757 and encodes 462 amino acids. Gene Ontology annotation, molecular function: protein binding. The record is from RefSeq and is a predicted model, not a curated record. Lineage: Eukaryota; Metazoa; Chordata; Actinopteri; Syngnathiformes; Syngnathidae.